Empidonax traillii (willow flycatcher) is the source of this 582-nucleotide messenger RNA. RefSeq names its product chromatin modification-related protein EAF1-like. The transcript has 3 exons. The annotation marks the transcript as partial. Lineage: Eukaryota; Metazoa; Chordata; Aves; Passeriformes; Tyrannidae. The record is from RefSeq and is a predicted model, not a curated record.
CCGGGGCCCCCCCGGGACCCCCCCCCGACGGCCCCCCCGGCCCCCCCGACCCCCCCAGCCUGUGGGACCGGACCCAGGCCGAGAUCGCCGAGCAGGCCAAGCACGAGGCGGAGGUGGAGCACCGGGUGGCGGAGAUGAAGCGGGAGGGGUUCUGGUCGCUGCGGCGGCUGCCGAAGGUGCCGGAGCCGGCGCGGCCCAAGGUGCACUGGGACUACCUGUGCGAGGAGAUGCAGUGGCUGGCGGCCGACUUCGCCCAGGAGAGGAGGUGGAAGAGGGGCGUGGCCAGGAAGGUGAGGCACCUGCGGGCACCUGGGGGCCACCUGGGGGCGCCUGGAGGGGGUUUGGUGGCACCUGGAGAGGGUUUGGGGGCACCUGGAGGGGGUUUGGUGGCACCUGGAGAGGGUUUGGGGUGGUCAAUGGUGGUCAACAGUGGUCAAUGGUGGUCAACAGUGGUCAAUGGUGGUCAACAGGGGUCAAUGGUGGUCAACGGUGGUCAAUGGGGGUCAAUAGAGGUCAAUGAUGGUCAAUGGAAGUCAAUAGAGGUCAAUGGUGGUCAACAGUGGUCAAUGGUGGUCAAUGGGG